Molecule: messenger RNA, 2946 nt
Organism: Silurus meridionalis
Lineage: Eukaryota; Metazoa; Chordata; Actinopteri; Siluriformes; Siluridae
Gene: cep68
Product: centrosomal protein 68
Source: RefSeq, a predicted model, not a curated record
AGCUCAGUGUACCUCCGCCAUGGUCGGUCUGGUGUUGCUAUUGGCUGGCUCUCUCGAGCUCUUCCGCUUUUCCGCUAGUCUUUAAUAGGAACCGCUUUAAUACCGGACUGCACUGUAUUUUUUACUGCUAAACGUCCGAGAAUUUUAUAUACACUAAACCUUUUAAAACCUUCUGCGUCACAUCUGGGGAAAAAAAAGAGUUCAUCUUUCUUAGAGAGAUCAAAUGGGGCAUAUCAAGAAUUCAGUGUGUUCCUAGGGCUCUGGGAAUUGAUUUAUCAGACACCUUGUAUCAGAUGGAGCAGAGUAACUAUGGGAGGCGUAAAAGCAGGAUUCCAGCAUUUAUUCACAGUGCCUACACUCGACAUCUCACACAAGGAGCCAGUAACCGAUCAAGGUCAAUGCAUGGCCCGGACUGUAGAAACUUUGACAGAGACAGUGCUGCUAGCAAAAAAACUGUUACCAUGGCACCUACUUCUAGGUACAUGACAGGCAGGAGCUUGUAUACUGCCCGAAAGCCACUGAUCUCAACAGAGCACCACACUUCAAUUCUGAAGAAUCCUCUCACACAUGAGUACUCUAAAAGGGUUUACAUGAGCAAUUUCCAAGCAAAUUGUCAAAUGCAAGAUGAACGCUUGGAUUCUAACAUGUUGGAUAGCACAAGUGUUCCAAAGGUCAUUACUUCUUCUCUUUCAGCAUCCAGGGAAGACCUUUGUGCUUCCUUGAAUUUGUCAGAUCUCAGGCUAUGCUCUUCUCAUGAGGAACCUAUUUACAGCCCUGGUCCUUCAGCAAGCAAAGUUGAAAAUAGGAGCCUUUCUAGCUCCCCAUUAGAUGAUUUGAACCUUACAAUACCAAUAAGUCCUAUGUGGACUUCCACACAGAGGAUUUUGCCUCUUUCAUACACUGCUCAAGCUCGUACCUUCCAAAGAUCAAACACAAGAGCAUCCAAGCAAGAGAAAAAUUAUCUGCUUAACACUGACUUUUCACUGAGAAACAAGAGCUAUUAUCGGCCUAAACAAAUGUCCCAGUAUCAAUCCACUUACUGGGAUUGCGCUAUCCCCAGUACCUUACCACCUUCUCCAGACCGCAAGUCUCCCAGCUGGGACCCUGACAAGGAGUAUCAGACCCUCCUGGAUUAUACAUAUCCUCUAAGGCCCAACAUGACUUAUAACUGGAGUUCAAAUGAACACAAGUUGCAAACUGAUCAACCUUUACAAGACUCUGGCAUUGAAGUGGAUAGUUUUCUUAGCUCUUCUAGUCUUUCUUUUUUGGACAAGCCUGUUUCAGGAAUGAGGCAGGGUAGAUCUGGUCCAGCUUCUCGUCAACCAUUUGGAUUUCAGUGUCCAAAUCUGAUGAAGCUGGCACAGUCCAAGCCAUCAGACAUUAGAGUGUCUAGAAGCCUGAAUUCAUUAGAGCAGGUGGGUUUAUCAUUGGAAAGUCUGGAUUGUGAAGGAAAAUGCAACUCUCACUAUAAGAAAUUUUCCACAUCCAGGUCUACUCCAACAUUUAUCAGGUCCACAAGCAUCUUACCCAGUUUGAGGUCACUUGGCGAGUGGGAUGAGGAGUUUCUCCAGUUGCCUGAACAGCUACAUGAGAUUCAGGACCUUUCUCAGAAACUAAAAGACAUCACAGCACAAAUAAACCAGCCAGUCACCACCAACCAGGAGGUUCUGGAGCAGCAAAGUGUGUCUAUUAGAUCUUUAAUGCAAGCGGGAAAAAAGGCAGAUGAGGACUCUUAUUUGCAACAGUCUGCUAAAAAGGUUCCUCUUAUAGAGCAAAAGAAAAGACUGAAUACUAGAGUGCAGUUAACCAGAGAUAAUCUGGGGGACAUGGAAGCCACUGUGGAUCAGCUAAGAGAAAUGACUUUGUAUGAGUUUAAAAGGAAGACAGAGAUUGAUGAAGGUGUGGAAAGGACACAAGAGUCCCUGUUGCAGAACUUACAAAGUUUUUGCUCAAAUUUAGAAAAACUGAUUCAGUGGUUGCACAAGGUGGUGGAAAGGAUGGACAUGCUUUCACCUCCUUCAGGGAAUAUUGACAGUGUUAAAGCCUCUCUGGCUGACUAUAAGAGUUUUCAGGAGGAAGUCCAAGCCCACAAACCACUUACAACAUCUGUCCUCCAGACUGGAGAAUGCCUUUUGAGCUGCAUAAACUCAACAUCUCCCUUUCUGAAGGAUACACUGACAUUAAUAGAGAGGCAGUCUCAUGCUUUGGAGAGUCAUUCAGAGCACCUCUUCUCCUCGAUCCUAUCCACCAUGGACUGUCUAACCGAUCCAAACUUGUGGAAUAACACAGAAGAGACAUCAUUCAGCAGUCGGGAUCAGUAGAAUUCAAUGUGCCUGUGUCUUUCAGGACUUUUAUGUGCAGGUGCUACUGCAUGAGUUGUGUAAAAAAAAAGUUCUGCCAUAAUUACAUUUAUGGUCAUGUUUUGUGUUACCCUUUAAAACAUUUACUUUGAAGCACUGUUGUUAUAUUUUAAAGAAUAAUUGUAUUGUAUGUCAACUGUUACCACAGACGCACUUUGUUUUUGCACAUCAUCUGAUUCAUAUAUGUUCAGUUACAUGUACUGUAUAUAUUCUUAUGUUACAAAAAGUCAGUGUAUGUCAUUAUAGUAUUAUUUUACUUUAUGUAACAGUUAAGUGCUCUUCUGUCCUGGUACACAGCAGGAUCUCAGGUUAUUAGGGCUAUUCAUUAAGUUUUAAUAAGAGGCCUCCUCAAUAGCAGGCCUGCAGCUUUAGUUUCUGCCUCGGCUGAGAGCACACUGUUGUCCAGGCUGCACAGUGUGUGCCUUUUUAAUGUUAUGUAUGGUUUUACAUCUCACCCUAAAGAGACCGCAGUAGGAUUUCCAGACACCCCAUGUUCAAGUAAAGAAAGUAGUUUUUGGAUUAAUUAAGAUUAGUCUCAGUUGCAGUUUUUCUAUCACAAAGAAUAAUAAACUUUGCACAACCAUUA